This is a messenger RNA of Lolium perenne, 1605 nucleotides long. Its product is annotated as U-box domain-containing protein 27. Gene Ontology annotation, molecular function: ubiquitin protein ligase activity. Lineage: Eukaryota; Viridiplantae; Streptophyta; Magnoliopsida; Poales; Poaceae. The record is from RefSeq and is a predicted model, not a curated record. Gene Ontology annotation, biological process: protein ubiquitination.
UUUCCUUUUCAAGUCACUCCGUUCCCCCGCCUCCACUUCUCACUUCUUGCCCCAACAACGGCCAACGCCAUUGCAGUUUGCAAACAACACCAGCCAAAGCACGAACAAAGCUCUCACGCAUCCACUACUAAUUAAUGGGAAGGAAGGACAUCGCUGCGGAGUACCAGGGCCUGGAGGUCAAAGUUCCCAUCUUCUUCCGAUGCCCCAUCUCGCUGGACGUCAUGCGGUCGCCGGUGAGCCUCUGCACCGGCGUCACCUACGACCGCGCCUCCAUCCAGCGGUGGAUCGAUUCCGGGAACAACACCUGCCCGGCCACCAUGCUCCCGCUUCCGUCCACCGACCUCGUCCCAAACCUCACGCUGCGCCGUCUCAUUGCCCUCUGGGCAUCCACUGCUACGACCUCCUCCUCCUCCUCGUCCCCUGCGCCCUCCGCCGUCGGCCCCACGCCGGCCGCUGCCGCUGCCGAGCUCCUCCGACAGAUCGCUGACCAUAGCGAGGAUCCCUACCCCGCGCUCCACAAGCUCGCGGCUUUUCUCUCGGACGACGAUGUCGACGAGUUCGACAAGAACGCGCUUGCGAGGGCAACCGGCGCCGCGGAGACCUUGGUCUCCGUGCUCCGACGAAGACGGGCGGGUGCGAGCGCCGAGGCAGCCGUGCGGGUGCUCGCAGUGAUCGCCGCGUCCGACUGCAUCGAAGAGGAGAACAGGAAGCGUGUCGCCACCGCUCUUGCCGCGGACGCCGCGUCCUCGGUCGCGUCCCUGGCGCGCGUGCUGAGAAAAGGGAGCUCGCUGGAGGCACGGAUCGACGCGGCCAGGCUUGUCGAGUCAUUGCUCCGUAAUGCGAGGCCAGACGUCAAGGCGACGGUGGCUGAGUCAGAGGAGAUGGUCUCCGAGCUAAUCCGGCUCAUCGGCCCCGUCGACGAGAAGGGCGGUCUGGACAAGCAAGCCGUGGAGGUCGGCCUGUCCUGCCUCGCGACCAUCGCCGGCACGCGGCGCGCGCGCUCCGAGAUGGUCCGUCUAGGCGCGGUCCCGGCGGCCGUGCGCGUGCUGGCCACGGACGCCGGCUCCCCUUCCCAGGCCCUCCGCCUCCUGGAGGCCGCCGUAGGCUGCGCCGAAGGGCGCGCCGCGAUUUGCGAGAGGGCGGAUGCGGCGAUCCCGGCCGUGCUGUCCAAGAUGAUGAAGGGCGGAAUGGGCGGCGCGGAGGCCGGGGUGUCCGUGCUCUGGGCGGUCUGCCACAAGUACAGGGACAGACGCGCCGUGGACGCGGCGGCAGCGUCCAAGGGCGGGCUGACGAGGCUGCUGCUGCUGAUGCAGAGCGGGUGCUCGCCGGCGACGAGGCAGAUGGCGUCGGAGCUUCUCAAGAUGUUCAAGGUGAACGCCAAGAGCUGCCUCGCCGGCUACGACUCCAAGACCACCCACAUCAUGCCGUUCUAAUGGAGAAGCCUGCAAAUGAUGGGUGGAUCAUGGAUUCAUGGAGCGGGAGGUUUUGCUUUCCUUUCGGCGAAAAACUUCAAUUGUUGAUUCGUUCGAUGGAAUUGGGAGAGAAAAAAACAUGUACAUUGUCAGAAAUUUUUGAUAGAACAAAAUGCUGACUAAUUUGAGCUGA